AUGAAAAACAUGCGCUCCAACGGCAUGAGUAAGCCUCCUCUGUCUGCUGAAAGGGGGGAGGAGGAGAGGUGGGGUGGGGGUCAGGGAAUCCGUACACAGAACAGCCUGUCUGCAGUGUUUGCUGUCAACCAGAGAAAUGGAGAAGCGCCCAUUCUCACAAAGAUAAAAAGGAUGUCACUACCAGUUUUGCUCUUUCUAUCACUCUGGACUGUUCUGUGUGGAGGAUGUGGCCUGGAAGGUGUGAGAAACAUUAAAACUACUCUCGACAUGAAUGCAAAGGGAUUUCGAUCAGUGUUUCCAAAGGAUUACUAUGUUGUACAUCACUACACCAGCAACAUCCUCUGUGACAAUGACCCGUGCUGUGUGUUUCCAGCUGCCAUCGUUCUCCUGGAUUCGUGGCAUGUGUUGAUCAAAAACCUGUACGACGAACAUAUAAAUCGCUCCUUAAUCAGAGAUAUCAAACAGACACUGGAAAAAAUAAUCAAGAGCAACAUAAACUCAGAGAGGUUCCAGGAGGACACAGAGCUGCACCGUCUUGCUACUCACCCGUCUCGUCCAGAGGAACUCCUCAAUGCCACAUCCGACUUGUUUUCCCGCUGGAUUGAGGUGGGAUGUGAACCCUCCAUUGAAAGUUGUAGUCUGCCCACUUUGCCCACUGCAGUGGAGAGGAAGGACAUUGACCGGUCAAGAGCCAGACUGUUAACCACUCGAGGAGUGGACGGCUGGGAGGCUCUUGAGGAAGACUGGAUCAUGGACGCUGUGCAGCUGCCAUCCAGUGCAGGCAGCCGGUCCGUCCCGUACUCUGUGUCCCUCUGCAGUCCUUUGCUCUUCAGGCUCUACUGGUGGCUGCUGUCCUGA
Molecule: messenger RNA, 858 nt
Organism: Knipowitschia caucasica
Lineage: Eukaryota; Metazoa; Chordata; Actinopteri; Gobiiformes; Gobiidae
Source: the annotation of a GenBank genome assembly